Ipomoea triloba (trilobed morning glory) is the source of this 2570-nucleotide messenger RNA. Its product is annotated as phosphatidylinositol 4-kinase gamma 4. The record is from RefSeq and is a predicted model, not a curated record. The transcript has 3 exons. The coding region runs from base 619 to 2355 and encodes 578 amino acids. Gene Ontology annotation, molecular function: protein binding. Lineage: Eukaryota; Viridiplantae; Streptophyta; Magnoliopsida; Solanales; Convolvulaceae.
AAUGCCACGGUCCAACAACCCAGUACCUUAAUCUUGCAUCCCAAGUAAUAUGUAAAAUCUUCUAUCCAUUUUUAGUUACAUUAUUUACUCCGCAUUUUAAGUUUUUAACCCUUAUUUUAAAUUGGGGGUAAAGUCGCCGCAGAAAUCACCAGCACCGUCAAGAUCUCCCAUUUCUUUGUUUCUUGUCCUCAAAGACAGCAGCUUUAGUUUAUUUAUAUAUAUAUAAGGAUUUGUCUGGCAGCUGUUCUUCAUCCUCAAGAAAAUUCCCAGAGAAUGACCAUGAGAUAGGAACAAAAAAAAUCUUAUUUUUCUUCAGUUUCUCCCUGAAUAUCCAAGUUUUUUGCUUGGAUCUCUCAGCAUUGUGUGGGAGUUCAAUCCCAAUUUGGGGAUGGGGGAGCUAUUAGCUUAGAUGAUUGUAUUAUGCUUAAAUUUUCAUGGAAUUAGUGGUUGUCUGCAGCUUUAGUUUUGUGGGGAUUGAGGUUUCAGGAUUGCUUGAGGUGGUUUUUGAUAGUUUAUCAGUGAUAUGUUAGAUUGAGUGGAGAUUGUUGAAUCUAAUACUUGAAAUGGGUAUACAGGAAUAGGUAGAAGAAAGGAGAAUCUAUAGUGUUUUAGACCACAAUGCCGGUUGCGAGUGUUGCAGUAAGCCCUGUGGUUGAAGAACAUCGUAUGGAUCCACAUGAGCUACAGUUGAACGAAUCGAUUUUGAUUUACCUAACUGUUGGCGGGACUGUGUUUCCGAUGCAUGUUCUUGGGUCGGAUUCGAUUGCUUCUGUGAAACUUAGGAUCCAGAGGUACAACGGGUUCUUUGUGAAGAAGCAAAAGCUUGUUUGUGGGGGGAAAGAAUUGGCUCGGAGCAAUUCCCUAGUUCGGGACUAUGGUGUCACUAACGGGGAUGUAUUGCACUUGGUUCUCCGCCUAUCUGACAUACAAGCGAUCACUGUUGAGACUGUGUGUGGGAAGGUUUUCGAGUUCCAUGUGGAAAGAAAGCGAAAUGUGGGGUAUGUGAAGCAGCAGAUUGCUAGGCGGUGGGAAGGGCUGUUUGAUCUCAAGGAUCAGGAAUUGAUCUGUGAUGGCGAGGAACUCGAAGAUCAGAGGGUCAUAGACGAUAUUUGUAGAAGCAAGAAUGCUGUGCUUCACUUGUUGGUGCGUCGAUCAGUAAAAGUAAGGGCUAAGCCUGUCGAGAAAGAUUUUGAAGUUUCUAUUAUAGCCCGGGAAUCAGAUGAAAAGGUUGAUGAUAUCGUGGAAAAUCCCUCGGAGAAGCUUCGGGUUGUUGCUGUCAAACCCGUGCAACAAGAUUUCAUCUUGCAACCACUGACUAUUAACCCAGAGAUCACGCUAACACCAGAGAUUAAGCGGCUAAUUCGUGACACUUUUGAAGGUUUGAAGGGCGGUAACCAACCGAUUAGGUCUUCUGAAGGAUCAGGAGGGGCAUAUUUCAUGCAAGAUUUUUAUGGUCAUAGGUACAUCUCUGUUUUUAAACCAAUCGACGAAGAACCUAUGGCUGUAAAUAAUCCCCACGGGCUUCCCUUGUCGAUAGAUGGGGAAGGGUUGAAGAAAGGCACGCGUGUAGGGGAGGGGGCACUAAGGGAAGUCGCGGCUUACAUUUUGGAUCAUCCAAGGGCCGGACCACGCUCAAUCCAUAGCGACGAGAAGGGUUUUGCUGGGGUUCCCCCGACAGUAAUGGUCAAAUGCCUGCAUGAAGGGUUCAGCUAUUCACGUGGAUAUAAGUAUUCAUCUAACAACAUCAAAACCGGGUCGCUGCAAAUGUUCAUGGAGAACUCUGGAAGUUGCGAGGACAUGGGUCCCAGCGCUUUUCCAGUGGAGGAUGUACAUAAAAUCUCGGUGUUGGACAUACGGUUGGCAAAUGCAGAUAGGCACUCGGGCAACAUUUUGGUCCGUAAGGAUGGUGAAAAAGGGCAAGUUGUGCUUAUUCCAAUUGAUCACGGUUAUUGCUUGCCCGAAAGUUUUGAAGAUUGUACAUUUGACUGGCUUUACUGGCCUCAAGCAAAGCACCCGUAUUCACCCGAGACAGUCGCCUACAUAAACAACCUCGAUGCUGACAAGGACAUCGAGCUUCUCAAGUUUCACGGGUGGGAACUUCCUCUUGAAUGUGCACGAAUACUUCGUAUCUCCACUAUGCUUCUGAAAAAAGGCGCGGAGAGAGGGCUUACCCCUUUCGCCAUCGGGAGCAUCAUGUGCAGAGAGACAAUAAAGAAGAAAUCCGUGAUCGAGCAGAUUGUUGAAGAAGCGCUCGAGGCCAUUCUCCCCGAGACAAGCGAGGCAGCAUUCCUCGAAUGCGUUUCAUCAAUCAUGGACCGCCGCCUCGAGGAGCUGCCAGAGUCACAGAAGAAGUAAAUUAAACAGACAAGUACUAAGAUAGAUAGCUUAUGCAUAUGUUUUAACUUAUUGUGGGUGAAGGAUAAACAGUAAAUAGUAGUGUUCCAUGCUUUCACCUGUAUAUUGUGCUCAAGAAUUGUUCAUUUCUAGUGUCUGAAAUGUCAUAUGUAUUCAUCUGUCCAACAAUAAAUUUUUUCAGGUCAUUCAGUAUGUAAGCUCAUCCUCAUACUCAA